Molecule: messenger RNA, 2006 nt
Organism: Scaptodrosophila lebanonensis
Lineage: Eukaryota; Metazoa; Arthropoda; Insecta; Diptera; Drosophilidae
Gene: sut1
Product: solute carrier family 2, facilitated glucose transporter member 1
Exons: 7
Coding region: 243-1766 (507 amino acids)
Biological process (GO): monosaccharide transmembrane transport
Cellular component (GO): membrane
Molecular function (GO): hexose transmembrane transporter activity
Source: RefSeq, a predicted model, not a curated record
CACUCGUUGCUUUCCUUAAAUCACAUUCGUAUAUAAAUAUACGAACGCAUAUAAAUGCCAAUGCAUUUUUAUGUGUAUUAUACAACACUAAGAACGCAUGGUAAACGCCGGUAGCGUAGAAAAUAGCAUAUUUUUUAUAAGCUAGCCAUUGUGUUGAGUACGCACACGUGUGCUGUUGAGUUCAUUUCGAGUGAAUGCUAAGCUGAAUAGUUAACACACAUUUAUGUACUGCGCCUUCAAAUAUGGCAACCGCUGAGGCCGAAGCGCAACAGUUGUACCCACAGUAUGGAAAGGUUGAGAUAACGAGAUCGGAACUUCAAACGGAAACUACUAAGAAGCCGGCAUGGGGCAAACUGUUGGCGCUUGUGGCCUUCGCCACAACAUUUGGUGCAGCCGUACCCACAGGUUAUUGCAUUGGUGUUAUUAAUGCUCCAGCUGUGCUAAUGAAGAGCUGGUGUAAUGAAACUUUGCAUCAAAAUUAUGGCAGUAAUUUGAGCGGAAGUGACCUGGAUCUGUUGUGGGCCUCCAUUGUGUCGAUUUUCCUUGUUGGAGGCGCUAUUGGAUCGCUUGGCGGUGCCGGGGCUGCAAAUAAAUUUGGCAGAAAAGCUUGUUUUCUGAUAUGUGGCGUUCUCUUCACUAUUGGUGCGUUGCUGUUCUUUUUCUGCCGGGCCGCCCACUCUGUGGAAAUGCUGCUUCUGGGUCGACUGGUUGUUGGCCUGGCGUCUGGUCUUACGACUGCCACACUCCCCAUGUAUCUGAGUGAGGUGGCGCCGCUCGCCUUGCGCGGAACUCUGGGCGUGUUCUGUGCCGUGGGUGUUACUGGUGGAGUAGUCGUUGGUCAGGUGUGCAGUCUAGGCGACGUUUUUGGCAAUGACGCGCGUUGGCACUAUGCCCUUACCGCCUACAUGGCGCUUGUCAUUAUCUGCUACUUGCCCUCCUAUACCUUCCCGGAGAGCCCCAAGUUUCUGUAUAUCUUUAAGGGGAAUCCUAUGGCAGCGCGUCGCGAGCUUUCCCGGCUUCGUGGGGCCGAUUCUGCAGAUUUGAUAGCACUCGAGAUUGCUGAAAUGGAGGUGGAGGCCAAUGCUAAGGUGCAAGCAAGCAAUUUUUGCAGUGUUCUGCGGGAUCCCAGUCUGUUGCUGCCAUUGAUCAUCGUUUGCAGUUUCCACGGAGGGCAGCAGUUGUCCGGUAUUAAUGCAAUCUUUUACUAUUCGGUGUCCAUAUUUAAGAUGGCUGGCCUCUCCACGGCCAAUGCGGAGUGGGCUAAUUUGGGCGCUGGCUGCCUGAACUUACUCAUCUCCCUGCUGGGUCCGGUGCUGAUGGCUUUCUGCAAUCGUCGCAUGCUCAUGAUGUUCUCAAGUUCAUUGUGCGCCGUUUUUCUGUUCAUAAUAGCCUUUGUUUUGCACUACAUUAAUUCUGUCAGUUGGUUUCCAUUUGCCUGCAUCUUCUGCAUCAUGGGCUACAUAUUCUUCUAUCAAUUCGGCUUGGGCCCAAUACCCUAUUUUAUUGGCUCUGAGCUGUUUGAGGUUGCGCCCCGUUCUGUUGCCAUGUCAAUGGGCAGCCUGGCAUCAUGGACGUGCAAUUUCAUAAUUGGCAUGGCUUUUCCAAGUCUGCAGAACGCCUGGGGUGCUUUUGUCUUCUUGCCCUUCUCCAUAACAUGUGUGCUCCUUUUCCUGCUAACGAAGUUUUAUCUGCCGGAAACGCGUGGACGGGAUCCGCCCGAAGUAGCCGCUCUCGUCUCAAAAGGCUUCCGCUCCAAGGUCACAUGAGCGCAAAUAGACACUUGGAUACUAUUGCAAUAAUUUUAUUGUAGUUUAUUGGUGUUAAGUUCUCAAUUCUAGAUAGUUACGCAAUUCAAAUUUACAAAGGCUUACACUUAUUGACAAUAAGGCUAGCGUCUAAGCUGCGCUUGGCGUGGUCUGCUAUAAUUAAUGCUCCAAUAAUUACUUUGUUAUACAUUUUUGUAAACUAUUUUUGUACGAGAAAUAAAGCGUUUCUAUGAAAAACUA